Molecule: messenger RNA, 744 nt
Organism: Caenorhabditis briggsae
Lineage: Eukaryota; Metazoa; Nematoda; Chromadorea; Rhabditida; Rhabditidae
Exons: 4
Coding region: 1-744 (247 amino acids)
Source: RefSeq, a predicted model, not a curated record
AUGGCAAUAACUGAUCAAACUGAAGAACUGGAGAAGGAAAUCGAUCAGAUGAGAACUCUACAAGAGAAAAUUUAUGAGUUCAGAGGGAGUCAUGUGGAUAGAUUCGAGAGAACUAAAGAGCGAAUCAUUGAACUACAUAGCCAGAUGGUCAGCAAUGGAAAGAACAUGGUCAAUUUGUGCAAUGACACGUACAAAAAACUUUUAGAAGGUGCUGAGCCGUACCUAAACAGCGGCUAUACACCAAAAGAUCCUGAGCAAUUGACAACUUUGCAAAAAUGCUUCCAACUUCGUGCAACGAUUAAAGGUCUGGAAGAGACAAUGAAAAGAACUCAGGAGAUCGGACCGAUUGCGAUGGGCGAUCACAAGAUGCUGAGCUCCCUUGAAGCGAAGCAACGCGAAGCAAUGCGUCGCCGAGAGAAAUUGUUCAAUGUCAAAAGAUUGGCUAACGAGUUCCCUGAUGGUGCUCAAUUACAUUUUUUGGCCGUCCUUCCUGCCCUUCUCAUGAUUCUUGAGCGAUCGGAAAACGUGUCUGCUUACUACCAAGAAAAUUUCAAAAAAAUCGAGAGCAAAAUUUUCGAGCUAUUUGAGAGCUUGACCCACAACGAACCAUCCAAUUUCAAUGGAAUCGGAAGUCUUCUGUCAACCCAAUCGAGUUCAAGCUUGAGCAACGGAGAAAUCAAUCUGAAUUCGAUUAAGGACCACAGCGAAAUUCCACUCGACAUCUCAUCAGCUGCUUCUAACUAA